Molecule: messenger RNA, 3741 nt
Organism: Lates calcarifer (barramundi perch)
Lineage: Eukaryota; Metazoa; Chordata; Actinopteri; Centropomidae
Gene: pygo2
Product: pygopus homolog 2 (Drosophila)
Exons: 4
Coding region: 229-2013 (594 amino acids)
Source: RefSeq, a predicted model, not a curated record
AGAUGUAACCUUCCAUGGUGCGCGAUACUCCUGCUUGUCCCUCUUUGUCCGGUGGCGACAGAAGGCCAUGAUAAUUAUGGCAAAAUUUGCGUUUUUGAAUGAAUUAUAGUUGAAUGGUGGAUCGUCAAGCAUACACCGUGUGAGGACUGGUUUGCUGGCAAUGACACACCAGAGAGUUUCAAUUUAAAGGACAGCAGAGCAAGCAACGGAGAAAGGUCAUAUUAGCUAAUGGCUGCCGAAUCGGGGAGACUACUGGCGGGACAAGGAAAACGAAGCAAAGCUUCACAGAUGAAGAGCCCGGAGAAGAAGAAGGCAAGGAAAUCAACUACUCAGGCGGCUGGGUUCUCCCACCUCACUGAGUUUGCACCCCCUCCUACCCCUAUGGUGGACCACCUGGUCGCUUCCAACCCCUUUGAUGAUGACUUUGGGCCCCCAUCCCGACCUAGUGGGGCAGGUGGACCAGGUGGUGCUCCGUUCCUUCCCAGCCCCGGCGCAGGCGGAGCAGGUGGGUAUGGAGGUGGAGGCAGAAUGGGCGGUGGCAUGGGCUUCAUGGGAGGCCCAGGAGGACCAGGCGGUGGCCAGCCUGGACGGAGGCCACCGUUUGGCCCUCCAUCCAACGCUGGACCUCACCACCAGCUAGGCUUUGGAGGAAUGCCUGGCUUCGGAGGUGGCGGUGGGGGCAGCAGCGGGGGAGGAGGAGGAGGCGGUGGAUUCCCCCCUGGUGGCCCCUCUCAGUUCAAUAUGCCGCCAAAUUUCAGUCCUCCUAUGCACCCUGGUCCAGGAUUCAAUCCCAUGUUGUCUCCUGGGGGUAUGGGAGGUCCAGGAGGAGGGGGGCCACCCCAUCCUCGGUUUGGCAUGCCUCCACAGCAGCAGCACGGACAGGGUGGACACCCAUUCAACAGCCCACCAUUACCUGGUGGUGGAGGCCCCAGAGGGCCCCCACAUGGCCCGCUGCCUCCUAUGGGGGGAGGCAUGGGUCCCGGGAUGAACAUGAUGGGUGGGAUGGGUGGUGGCCCUGGAGGCAACAUGGUGGGAGGUUUGCCAGGUAUGCCCCCUCAAGGACAGUUCCCUCCCUCACAGGAUGGCCCUUACCCUGGUCCCAGUCCGCCAGGGCCAGGCAACGAGGAUGGAAAAAACUUUGGUGGAGGAGGAGCACCGCCUGGGCCCCAGCAGCAGCAGCAGCAACAACAGCAGCAGCAACAGCUUAACCUAAAUCCCAACGGCCCCCCUCCUAAUAAUACAACUCCUGGCCCUCCUCCUAACUCUGGCCCACCACAGCCUGGGGGCGGCUUCCCUGGCCACCCUGACGUCCAGCAGCCCAACGCCAAUACACCCGGUCAGCCUCCCUCAGCACCACCACAGCCUAAUCCCAACUCCUCUCCGACUGGUCCACUGAAUGGAUCAGGCCAGCCCCAGCACCCACCACCCAAUCAGCUGCAGCCACCCAGCAAUACAAACACCCCGAACUCUAAUAAUUCUACCCAGCAGCAGCAGCAACAGUCCACUCCACCUAACUCUGCCCCUGGCUCCACGCCUUACAACCAGCAGAACAACACUCCUGGUGCUGGCGGUCAGAUGCCAAACGCGGCCCCCAGUUCAGGUCAGAACAACAUGACCAACAACAACGGAGGCAACACUCCCGGCAGCAACCCGAACCCCCCCUCUAACUCCACCUCAACCCCGAACACCCAGUCUCCCCUGCCCCCCGGCCCCGCCGCUCCCUCAACCGGGCCCGGCUCUGGCCCCGGAAAGCUCGGCGGCCCUGGCAUGGUCUUCCCCUGUGGCCUCUGCAUGGCGGAGGUGCACGACGACCAGGAUGCCAUUCUGUGCGAGGCAUCGUGCCAACGCUGGUUCCACCGUGACUGCACAGGCCUGACAGAGCCAGCGUACGGGCUGCUGACUCGGGAGAGCGCUGCCGUCUGGGCCUGUGACUUCUGCAUCAAGACCAAGGACAUCCAGGCUGUGUUUGUGCGCCAGGGAUUAGGCCAGCUGGUGGCAGCUAAUGAGAGUUGAGGAGUGGAAGGUGACGGAGCAGCAUGGAGGUGCGACACGUAAGGACAAAUAGAGACAUCUUUGUUCUGAUCUUACUGAGUGACCUGCGCGUCAAGUCAGCUACUUGCCCAGUUUUCUCUUGACUAGCCCUUUACUUGUUCACUACACAGAGAAACACACUCAUUGACAUUCAUGCUUAUAUAUAGCACUUUGAGUGACUCUAGGCAAAUGAUCCCCCCCCCCUUAUAGGAGUCAAAUCAUGAUGAAUGUUAAACUACACAGUCCUUCAGACAUCUAGCCUGCCAACCAGCAAAGCACUGACACCAACACACUACCUCACACACUUUGUGACUGACUGGCACGGAAGCUCCCACACUGACUGACUGUGAUUGACUCGCCACGCUUGUGCACCACAAGUGUGAUGAUAUUUCAGACACACACACACACACACAAAAACCCAUGUUAGGUGGGGAAAGAAAUUGUGAAACUGUCCCCUGCUGUUGGAUGUGACUCAAACUAUCAGCAGUACUCUUUUCAUGGCUUUAAAUCAAAACACACGAUACAUUCUUUAAAAAAAAAAUUGAAAGAGUCCCUCAAAUUUAAAAGGGAUUGGGAUUUCAUUCAUUCAUUCAUAGCUUUAUUUGCCACCAAAAUGCUUCAUUCUAACACUGCCCUAUCACAGUUAGCCUUUUAUUCUGGAGGCAAAUGAAAGAAAAUGGACAAAUACAUCAAUAUAGUGCAACGUAAACUGUCAGUAUCAGGCGUAUUGUGAAACUUAAAUGUCAAGUGAGAAAAAAAAUCAUUUUUUAACUUCUUUUGAUAAUUCCUGCACCUGCGUACAUGCAUAAACACACACACAUACACACUUUGUACUUCCCCGUACUUCUUAUAUCUGUCAUUUUGUACCCAGUGCUGAUUAAUCCAAAGGCUGAGAUUUCAUCCACACUUCACAGAGACAGGUUUUACCACCAAAAUAGUUGUAAAUAUUAGGCAAAACAUUUGUCUGGAACUCCCCCAUCAGUUGUGAACAUGCCGCAGAGUUGACCAAUGGACAAAAUAAUGAGUUGAACCUAUGUGUCUUGGUUGUAUACAGUAUGGCGUUUUGGUUUUUAUACAGUACAUUUGAGUCAAUGAUUUCUUUUUAUCUUUGCAGUACACAUGAAUUGUGAAAUCAGUGCUUUUGAAUGGUGUUGGCAUAGCAAGUAGUGACAUCAUGUCAUAUCAGAUGUGCAUAGUCCUUUUUUUAAAAAAAAAAAAAAAAAAAAAGAAGAGGGGAGGGGGGUGCAUGUGAACCAAUGCAGUAACUGUCUGAUCUGUUUAUGUUUAUAUUCUGGCCUCUGUGCUGCAAGAGGCCUUGAAGUAGACCAAAUAACUAAAGAGCGAAAAAUACCCAUUCUCACAUUUCUGUCACGGUAUAAGGUGUUUAUAACUAUCCUUCCUUCUCUCUUUCCUUAAUUUUUUCAUUUAUUCAAUGUCCGAGUUGCCUUUCUUUUCUUGCUCUCUCAGCUGUUCCUUUUUAUUUUGUACUGGUAUAUGUGCUGUGCUUUUGCUCUGCUCUGGCGCCUCCUGGUGGAACCUGGAGGAACCAGUGAGUCCCACGCCAUGUGGGGAAGGGAAAGGUACUGAACUCUGAAGUAAAGACAGAUUUUUUUUGUACUUGUUCAUGUCUGUUUUUAUUCCCAUUUUUAAAUUUCUUUGCUAAUUGUUGUAUUAAAAAUGAGGGUUGGAAAACCCAUUGAAACAGGACAA